Messenger RNA from Medicago truncatula (barrel medic), 1787 nucleotides. RefSeq lists its product as uncharacterized. The record is from RefSeq and is a predicted model, not a curated record. The transcript has 5 exons. Lineage: Eukaryota; Viridiplantae; Streptophyta; Magnoliopsida; Fabales; Fabaceae. The coding region runs from base 60 to 1442 and encodes 460 amino acids.
UUUGUGACUCACAAAAAACCCCAAAAAAUCCCAAUUUUUCUUCAUUUUGUUUCUCAUCAAUGGCUUCUUCAUCUUCUGCUCCGCAGAAUCGAGCUUCAGUUUCACCUGAACUUCCUCCACAACUCCCCCCUGUUCCAAUGUUUAAAAAUAAUUUGAUACAAUUUGCUUUGAAGUCAAACAUGAAACAUCCUGAGUUUUUUUCGCGCAACGAGGGAUCAAUCCAGGCACCUGCGUAUAGAUCAAGUGUGAUGGUGGAUGGGUUGGUUUUCACUUCGCAACUUACUUUCUUCCAUCGAAAAGCUGCUGAACAAGAAGUUGCUCGAUUCGCGCUGGAGUACCUUACCAAGAAGGUUAAAGACGAGGCAUACUCUAUUAUGAGCGAGGCAGUUACAUUUUGCAAGACCGUGCUGAAUGAGUAUGCUUCGAAGCUGAGUAUACAACUACCUACAUAUAAGUCUGUGGAGUACAAAGAGGUGAUUCCAUAUUUUGUAUGUACUUUGGAUUUGAAUGGUACAAGUUACACUGGAGAUGCAGCUAGAAGAAAAAAAGAUGCAGUGGAAUUAGCAGCUCGUGCCGCUAUUCUUUCAAUCCUCGGUAACUCUAACUCGGGGGUUUUGCUUGCUCAGAUAAUCAAGACAAAAGCUAAACUCUUUGAUUCCACCAAACCAAAGGCCUUGCAACCUACAUGUGAUAGUGUACUUGUCUUACCCGAGGAAUCUUCUGAACGUUCUUCUUUGCUUCUUCAGCUAUUUGGUGCUAAAGACAAGGAUGUUGCUGAUCCUGUCGGUAAUGAUAAUACCUUGCAACAUACUAGGGAUAGUGUAAUUGUCUCACCCAUGGGAAAUUCUGCACAUUCUGGUGGGCAUAUUCAGGUACUCGAUGAUAAAGACAAGGAAACAGAUGUUGCUAAUCCUGUGGGUGAUAGUACCUUGCAACCUACUCGGGAUAGUGUAAUUGUCUCACCCAUGGGAUAUUCUGCACAUUCUGGUGGGCAUCUUCAGCUAUUGGAUGAUAAAGAGAAGGACAAGGGUGUUGCUGAUCCUGUGGGUAAUGAUAAUACUUUGCAAGCUACUCGUGAUAGUGUAAUUGUCUCACCCAUGGAAAAUUCUGCACAUUCUGGUGGGCAUCUUCAGCUAUUCGGUGCUAAAGGCAAGGUGGUUACUGAUCCUAUGGGUAAUGAUAAUAUUAAUGAGAUUGAAAUGGCAUGUCCUGAGUCUGGCCCAAUUAUUUCCACAUCUCAACAGCCUGAGAUGCAAACACAUGAACCAACACCUGAAGCUGCAAAGUCUUCAAAUGAGCCUGAGCAACCAAGUGUUGCACUUCCUAUUGAUACUGGUGUGAGUGUAAAAAGGCGUCGAAGGCUAAAAUACAAGGCUAACAAGAAGGCAAGGAUGGAAGCUGAGUUAAAAGCUUUGAAUGGUAGUUCUUGUGUGGCACAGUAGCAAUUUGGGAAGUGUGGUGGAAAGCUUUGAAUGAUAGUUCUUAUAUGUUGUUAAAAAUGUAGGAUUAAAUUUCUUGUUGAGUGACCGGAAAAAACUUAGUAAUGUGUUUGGUGUUUCAACUGAUUUACUCUUGCUGGUAUUAGUUAAUGACUUCCUAGUCUUGUUUGCUAAGUAGUAAAUGUGUAACAGUUUGGAUGUUGGAUCUUAGGCUAUGUUGUAACAAGUUUAUUUUCAAGUUUUUCCUAGUUGUGGUGAAUUGGUGUUUGUGUUACUGCUUAUUGUUGUUAAAGUGCAGCUGAAAAGUUUAAUAUUGUGAGAAGAGUUGAGCAAACUCAUUCUAUAUAA